UCCUGAUGCCCAUCUUAAAUUAUACAACAAAUAAUACAUUUUGAUUAUAAUGUACCUUUUAAAAAGUAUUUUUUCAAAUAACUGUUUUGUUGCUCUGCAUGACAAGGUGUACUGGAAAAUGACAAAUAUCUUGUCACUGUCAGUUGUCUGAUACUCAUAUUGCAAGGGCAAGCGCAAAUAGAUAAAGUACAUUGGUUUCUCCAACUAAAGAACACUACAUAGGUUACUAUCGGACAGUCCAUAGUUUCUUUGUGUUUUUAUGCCCUAGUGAUAUUCUGCCAUUAACAACACCAAAUAUUUAGACACAUGCACCUCCAUGCACGGCGAAUGCAGGUCAAUCGUGGCCGGUCAUGCACGGAGGACAUAAUGCAACCUAUUCUUACCAGUCCUUUUUGCAUUUUGCUUUCUUUAAAUCUUCCUGCUUUAAAUAAAGCGCGUUGCGCAAUACUUUUCAUGCCCAUGCAUACGUCCGUUAAAGAAGUCAAUCGGAAUCCUCGAAUGUCCCAUCAUCAUACUGCAAGAAACACCCAGGAGAGUAUAGGUAGUUGGGUGGAGACGACCAGUUUAGAUGGAGAUUAUGAUUUUCAGUGUCCCUUUCGUGUCCCUGCAGUUGAUGCUAAGGUGUAAUUACGUCAUUCUAGGUGGAAACAAAGCAGCCGUACGGUUGUUCAGCACCACAGAUGCUUCAGACAGCGGACAGUUCGUUCCCACACCGAGAGUACAUUUGAGGCAAAAGAACACCAGGGAAUAAUCCGAACCAUCCGAGAUUUUUCUUUUUUAAUACGGUGAUACACGGAUAAAGGAUGAUCUAUUUCUCAUGCCGCUUGCGUGCUAUGGUAUGCCUAUGGAGUAUUUAUCUCUGGAAGAACGCGUGCAUUAACUUUAUUAUCGCAUUUUUUUAGUUUCGAGACCACUGCCUAGUUUUCUCCUAGUCUUCAUACGAACAACAAAUGGAACUGUGGAUUGGGGCUUUGUUUUCCUUUUAAGAUAAGAAUCCGAGCUCAGUAAGAUCAGCCAUGGAUGCAGUGCCGGAGUAUUCCCUUUUUCUAGUGAGAAUUUUGGAGGAGCUGGACACCAAGUACACCAGUGUAUCUUACCAGGACCUCUGUAAGUCUCUAUGUGCUCGGUUUGACCUGGUCCACCUUGCCAAGCUGCGGAGUCUGCUGUUCUACACAGCAUGCCUGGACCCAAGUUUCCCUGCCACUUUGUUUCGAGACAAGAUGCGAUGCUCAGUGGAAGAUCACCAGUCCAAAAAACUCAUGGUGGCCGCUGACAUUGUCACCAUGUUUAACCUGAUUCAGAUGAAUGGGGGCAUUGCUAAAGACAGGUUGCCCAUGGGACGCAGGCCAAAGUUCCAUAAGAAUCAGUCCUUCGAGUCUUGCCGCUCCGAUACCGAGGUCUACAAGUAUGCUGACUGCGACAAAGCGUAUGAGUUCUUGGACGUCAGAGGUCAUCCUAUUAGCCGUAACUCCCCCGGCUCGAAAUCAGACUGUAACAACUGUCAGCCGUUCAUACCGACCUCCGACCCCAACUUCCUCCUGGGAGUCAACAAGGAUUUGAAAUGUAGAGCAGCCUCAUUGGAUAAGCUCCAGCACCUUCCCCAGUACUCCAGCGGCAGCCCUCCUCCAUGUGAAAUGCAGAGCACAUAUUUCCCAAUGGAUACAGACAGUGAGUCAACGACAGACCAGGACUCCCUGCAAAUGAAUACGGGGAUGAAGGAAGUGUUCAUAUCCAACGCCGAGCCGUUCACGGUGCACUCGUGCGUGCAAAAAAGGAACAUUUUCAAGGAGGACUUUCACAACCUGGUGGCCUUUUCCCCCCACGUGAUUAAGAACGAGGUGAAGGCGGGCCUCAAACCCCACAGAGACCACCACAGCAGGGACUACCACAAGCCCCCCACCUUCUUCAACCACAGCUUUGAGCUGCCGUACAGCAACCCCUACUUUGAGCCAGUCAGCUCCCCAGCUCCAGAGAAGAAGAGGGUGAAGCACGAGAGCCUGGACGACCUGCAGGCGUCCACGUACUUUGGGCCGACCACGGUCUCGGAGUGCGUGAACACAAAGCGAACCACGGCAGGGAAGCAGGGCAGGCAGCCCCACUGGCCGGUCAAGAGCCUCAGUCUGAACACUGAGGAGGGGCCUGAUUUCGAGAGGUCUUUUCUGAGCAGCAAGCAGCCAAAAGACAAUCAUCGUCAUAACAUCAACAGCAUAGACAAUGACCAUAAACCAUAUCAGUGUGCCAAAGAGAAGUCCACUGCCUCUCCUUUAGGGUUUCCAAAGAAGUCCAAUGGACCUAAAACAAAGGACAUGGCCUCCAUGGCUUGCGUCCCAAACGGGGAUAAAAGAGAUGGUGCAAAAAGGCACAAAGACAAAAGUGUAAACUGUGCGUCUUUUCAAGCUGGUAAUGUCGAUAGCGGACUUAGUGUUGGGACACAAACGGAACAAUCGGAGCAAAGAAAGCUUAAGGACUAUUCUAGCCACUGCAAAUAUGCUGACAGGCAGUCAUUCAAGCACUCUGACGAGGAUUCUGAGAUCGUCAGCGAUGACAUCAGUGACAUAUUCCGCUUUCUGGAUGACAUGAGCGUGUGUGAAUCCCUGGGUGUGGUCCAGUCAUCAUGCUACAACAGCAAUGGUUCCCUCUCUCAGGUGACCAAGUCUGAUGGCGACAGCUCACCCGAGCGGAACACCAUAAAGCUGGCCAAGUCGGGGCUAAAACUGGACCGCUUGUUCCAGUCGCUGGAGAGCUCGGACGACGAGCUCAAGGCUAGCGUGUGCAAACUGGUUCUCCGGAUCGGGGAGAUCGAGAAGAAGCUGGAGUCCCUCUCCGGGGUGCGCGGAGAGAUCUCGCAGGUCCUCUCCAAGCUCACCAAGCUAGACGAGAAGAUCCAAGAGCCCGAUGCUAACGGGAAGCCAGGCGAGUCAGGCCAGGCGGACCAGAUGCACCUGGACGCCAACCUGUCACCGCACGUGUUCCAGUGCCACACCACCGGGCACAACGUCAAGGUGGACAGCAACCAGGAGUGGUGCUGCCCGGAGGCCGGCGGCAGCGACAGCCUGAGGGUGAAGGCGCUGAAGAAGAGCCUGUUCACCCGCCGGUCCUCGCGCUCGCUCAACGAGGAGAACAGCGCCACUGAGUCCAAAGUGGCCAGCAUCACUAAUUCCCCCCGGGACUGGAGGACUGUGUCAUACUCCAGCCACCCCGGGGAGGAAGGGAAAGACAAGGACAGAGAGAGCAAGGACAGACACCGGAAAGCCAAAGAGACGGACCGCCAGUAUGAGAUUCAAUCAGCUCACCGUUCCUCCAAACCUCCAAAAGACUCCUACCUGGUAGAGCAGGUGUUCAGCCCCCACCACUUCUCCCCCUCGGUCAAGUCCCACAAGGGCAGCCCGCUCUACACAGACCUGAGGCUGACCCACCUGUCGGAGGCCAAGCGCUCUCAGCCCUCCUGGACCAUAGAGGAGUACAAGCGCAACUCAGGAGAGAAGGGCAAGCUGGCCGCACUAGACCUGCAGACCCAGGAAUCCCUGAAUCCCAACAACCUUGAGUACUGGAUGGAGGAUAUCUACACGCCGGGCUAUGAUUCGCUGCUGAAGCGCAAAGAGGCGGAGUUCAGGAGGGCUAAGGCGUGCAAGAUUGGAGCGCUCAUUGCAGCCGCCGCCUGCACUGUGAUCCUGGUCAUAGUCGUCCCCAUUUGCACAAUGAAGACCUAAGGUUGUGUUGUUCUUUGAGGUAGUCGUGAUGUAGGUCUGCAGUGCCAGCUAUGUUAGUAAUCAGUGGAUAUAGAAAUGUUGACAGGAAUAUGUGUAACAUUUUAAUAUUAUCAGAAGAUACAUAUUUAAUGCAUUUUUAUUUAUUGUUAUCAAUAUUUAUGGAUAAUUACUUAGAUUAUGAACAUUUAUGUGGUUCAGAGAUUGUAAACUUGUUUUUUUUAGGCAAGACUUAUUGUACUCUAUUGCAGUUAGUAUAGAACACAUUUUCUUUACAAUUUAUGACUAAACUGCAAUUAACAGCAGAGGAAUGCGUUUUGUUUUUGAAAGCGUAGGAUAUUUUUAUUUUGAUAUUUCCAAAAGCCUUUUUUUGCUGAGAAUUAUUUUUGUGAAUAAACCUAUAGUGUAAUGAAAUGGAUCAAAAGGUUUUAUCUGACAAAUCAAGAAAGUUUUACUGGGUUUGUGCAAUGCAUUUAUUUCCAUUGUAUGUACUGGAGCUAGUACAUAGUAUAUGGCAGGCUUGUAGAUUGAUCAAGAGAUGACCUGAAUGUAUGGAAAGCCAUUGUGUAUUAUAACAGGGAUUUAAAGACAUCCCUCAUUCUGAUCACUAUUGUAAAUGUACUGAAGUGUGUUUCUCUCUCAUCAUUUAUAUUGUAUUCUUUAAUCCAAAUAGUUGACAGCACAAUGCUGCUUCUCUGGAGCAGGAUCAUUAUUUGCCUAGUUCAUUCAAAAUUACUUAUAAAUACUUGAAACUCCUCUCUACUGUCACAGCCCACUGGGAUGUGGUGUCUUAACUGUGCCGAAUGCCUUUCGGGAUAUUAAAACAAACAAACAAAAAGAGGAAACUCUCUGCCACUCUCUCUGCUCCACGAUCGUUUAUCGUGUAGCCUACUCUAUAUCGAGGGGCCUUAGCACAGCUGAAUGAAAACUGACAAUUGGUCAGAAAAUGCCAGCCCAAUACAUAUCCCUUGGCCCAGACACUUGCGUGACUGAGAUGGGCACAGACAACGCACACGGCGUAACAGGGAUAUGGUAGAGAUUUAACUGUUAGCUUGUCAUGGAGCCGAGUGCCAAUCAACAAUCCAUUCACCAUUUGGCGCUGCUUUUGGGCACUGAGCGUUACCGUGGGGAUGGAAUGGGCCAACUCAGGCCAAUUGUGUUGUGUUUGUAUUUCGACAGCUUGGUUGACCAGUCCAGAAUGUUUGCUUGUUGCCUUCAACACAGGAACUGUGAGCCGUAGCACACUGUAGGAUUUUGUAAAUACUUUCAGGAUACAAGCGCAUUAUGUGAAGGUGUAACUGGAAUAUUAAAAACAAUAAACAAUUACUGUUCUGACUGUUCAGUGUGUGACUA
This is a messenger RNA of Clupea harengus (Atlantic herring), 5060 nucleotides long. RefSeq names its product membrane integral NOTCH2 associated receptor 1 (gene minar1). Gene Ontology annotation, cellular component: plasma membrane. Gene Ontology annotation, biological process: negative regulation of TOR signaling; negative regulation of cell population proliferation. The record is from RefSeq and is a predicted model, not a curated record. Lineage: Eukaryota; Metazoa; Chordata; Actinopteri; Clupeiformes; Clupeidae.